ACCCAGUUGAUUGAGUAUUUUUAAAUGAAUAAGAGAAGUGUAGUUUAGAUUUUGAAAUAAUUAUGUGCCUUGAGAAAUUUGCCGGUAAAGUAGCAGUAGUAACAGGUGCCUCUUCGGGAAUCGGUAAAGCUAUUGUAGAAACCUUGGUCAAAAAUGGAGUGAUUGUAGCGGGAGUAGCUCGACGGGUUGAACGGGUACAGGAACAUGCUAAAGUACUAGAAAAGUUUUCAGGUAAACUGCUAGCUUUUAAAGCGGAUUUAACCAAACCAGAAGAAAUUCUCAACGCAUUUAAAAAAAUCACAGAAGAGUUAGGACCAAUAUAUAUUCUAGUUAAUAAUGCUGGGCUUUUACAAGCAUGUAAUAUUUUUAAUGGAGAUAUUCAAAGGUGGAAAACUACAUUUGAUACCAAUGUAUUGGCCGUUGCAAUUGCUUCCAGAGAGGCAAUUAAAAACAUGAAGGAUCAUAACAUCAAAGGCCAUAUAGUAAAUAUGAAUAGUGUACUUGGACAUCAAGUUCUAGAUCUUCCAGAAUUUAAUGUUUAUCCAGCCUCUAAGUUUGCAGUAACAGCUUUGACAGAAACCCUUAGACUAGAAAUAAAUAGAGAAAAAUUACCGAUAAAAAUUACCAGUGUUAGUCCAGGGUACGUGAAGACAGAAUUUGCUGAAGUAGGAUUUGGAAAAGAACUCGAGAAAAAAAUGUUUUUACAGAGACCUGGUCUUAAUCCUGAAGAUGUUGCAGGUGCCGUGCAAUAUGUAUUAGGAACUCCCGAUCAUGUGAACGUAAAAGAAUUAACAAUAUAUUUACAAGGAGAAAUAGCAUAAGUUUUAAUUUAAGUACUGCGUAACUUUAUGUUUGUAUAAUAUUUUUCAUUUUAAUUGAUAUGAUUACCUAAAUAGUUUAUAUUAUUAACUAUAGGCAUCCAUUUAGAAAAACAUAUAUUUGUUAAUAAACUGACAUAUACUUAU
Molecule: messenger RNA, 965 nt
Organism: Anthonomus grandis grandis
Lineage: Eukaryota; Metazoa; Arthropoda; Insecta; Coleoptera; Curculionidae
Product: farnesol dehydrogenase-like
Exons: 1
Coding region: 63-821 (252 amino acids)
Molecular function (GO): oxidoreductase activity
Source: RefSeq, a predicted model, not a curated record